UGCUUGCGCUGCUGCGCCGGGCGGGAGGGGGGCGGUGGUUGCUACUCCAAGAUGGCGGACGACGAGAUUCCGCUCCUCCGUCCGCGCGACUGCGGCCCCGGCGGCGCGGCCGAGAGCGUCGAGCCCGCUCUGAAGCGCCAGCGCCUGGACUUGGGAGACGGUGGCUGCGGGCGGGGCGCGGCGUACGCCCAACGCCCGGACCGGGGCGCGGGGCCGCCGCCCGCCACCGCUGUGGCGGCGGAGCUGCCGGGUGAGGCGGCUGCCGUUACCGCCGAUGGCGGCGGACGGACGGAGGAGGAACAGGACGAAGAGGUGGCGGCGGUCUGGAGCGGCGCGGACAAUAGGGCCGGGUUACGGGGCCUGCCCCGGGCGGAGCCGCCUCCGCGGCAGCGGGGCCGGGGGGAGGGGGCGGAGGCGGUGCCCGGCGAAGACGCGGCGGAGGCGGCCAUUGGCUGCAGGCGGGCGCAGUGUUCAAACGGGGCGGCCGAAGCGACGGCCCUGCAUCCCGAUAACUUCCUUUUUAGUGAUGAAAUCAUAGCCAAUGGUUUUCACUCUUGUGACAGUGAUGAAGAUGACAGAGCUUCGCAUGCAAGUUCUAGUGACUGGACUCCAAGACCACGUAUAGGUCCCUACACUUUUGUUCAGCAGCAUCUCAUGUUAGGUACAGACCCACGGACAAUUCUAAAAGACCUGCUACCAGAAACAAUCCCUCCACCUGAACUAGAUGAUAUGACACUGUGGCAAAUUGUUAUAAACAUUCUUUCAGAACCACCAAAAAGAAAAAAACGAAAAGAUAUUAAUACUAUUGAUGAUGCUGUGAAACUUUUACAAGAAUGCAAAAAAAUAAUGGUCUUGACUGGAGCUGGGGUGUCUGUGUCUUGUGGAAUACCUGACUUUAGAUCAAGAGAUGGCAUAUAUGCACGCCUUGCUGUAGACUUCCCAGACCUUCCAGAUCCUCAAGCAAUGUUCGAUAUAGAAUACUUCAGAAAGGAUCCCAGGCCAUUUUUUAAAUUUGCAAAGGAAAUCUAUCCAGGACAGUUCCAGCCAUCUCUCUGUCACAAGUUCAUAGCUUUGAUGGAUAAAGAAGGAAAACUACUUCGCAACUAUACUCAGAACAUAGACACACUGGAACAGGUUGCAGGAAUCCAAAGGAUAAUACAGUGUCAUGGUUCCUUUGCAACAGCUUCCUGCUUGAUCUGUAAAUACAAAGUUGAUUGUGAAGUUGUUCGAGGAGAUAUUUUCAAUCAGCACUUCAAUUAUUGUAUGUUCAUAUUACUGAACCAGACUUCUGCCCCAAUGGCCUGUCCCUGCUGGUGGUCUGUAAUGGAAGCAUGGAGAAGCAGAAAGAAGCAGCCUGUAGCAAUACUUCUGCAUGAGAACAGAGGGUUCUUACUCCCAAAAGGAGUAAGAAGGAGACCAAAGGAUCUUUUUAAACUCAGUCUCUCAGGCCUGAUCUUACAGUACUAUUGCCAGGUUGUACCUAGAUGUCCCAGAUGUCCACCUGAUGAACCACUCGCUAUCAUGAAGCCAGAUAUAGUGUUCUUCGGAGAGAACUUACCUGAGCAGUUCCAUCGCGCCAUGAAGUAUGACAAAAAUGAAGUUGAUCUCCUUAUUGUCAUUGGGUCUUCACUGAAAGUAAGACCAGUAGCAUUGAUUCCAAGUUCCAUCCCUCAUGAAGUGCCUCAGAUCUUAAUUAAUAGGGAACCUUUGCCUCAUCUACACUUUGAUGUGGAGCUUCUUGGAGACUGUGAUGUUAUUAUUAAUGAAUUGUGUCAAAGGCUAGGUAGUGAAUAUACAAAACUUUGCUACAACUCAGUAAAACUUUCAGAAAUAACAGAAAAGCCACCACGAACGCACAAGGAGCUUGAAAUGCCCUCAUCUGAGCUACCGCCUACCCCUUUAAACAUUUCAGAAGAUUCUAGUUCACCAGAAAGAGUGACUCCACCAGAUACUUUGGUGGUGUCGUCAGAACACCCAGCGGAAUGCAAGGUAGAAAACUGUGAUCCUGCCUCAGAAACUAAAGGGGCCUGCAUAGAGGAAAAGCUUCAGGACACACAGACAUUGCCAGAAAACCCUGAAAAUCCUACUAGUGAACUAAUGAACUCUGGAACUAUGAAGGAAAAUGGAUCUAACAAUGGAGAAAAUAAAGAAAAAAAUGAAAUCUUAAAGAAGUGCUGGGUAAACAGAUCUGCAAAAGAACAGAUCAGCAAAAGGCUGGAUGGUACUCAGUAUCUCUUUUUACCACCAAAUCGCUAUAUUUUCCAUGGUGCUGAGGUAUACUCGGAUUCUGAAGAUGAUAUCAUAUCUUCCAGCUCUUGUGGUAGUAGUAGUGAAAGUGGUUCCUGUCGUAGUCAGAGCUUAGACGUGGAGGAUGAGAGUGAGAUUGAAGAGUUUUAUAACGGCAUGGAGGAUGAGGAUGCUCCAGAAAGGGAAGAGGAACACGGAUUCGGGGAAGAAGGAGUUGAACAAGAUGAAUCGGCAGCUGAUGAAUCAGCUUAUGCAACUGCGGCUGCAGGGACUGACCAUCUGAGCAACAAGUUGUGAAGUGGUCAUAGACUGGUUACAGGAACUUUCCACCAGCAUUAGGAGCUUUGGCAUGUCAGAAUGAAUGUUUACGUCUGAAUUUAGAACAACAGAAACAUCAGGAUGUAGUGUUUAUAAAUAACAAAACCAGAUUUUCAUGCUUAGUUUUUUACCUUUUUCAAUAAAAUUCUAUUACUGCGCGCUCAACACUAACUUUUUUCCUUUUUUUUUUUUUAAGGUACUAGGAAUACCUGAACAACUGUCACUGUAUUCACUUUUAAGUUCCUCUGUCUGAUCAGGCAUCCAUGUAUAUAAUACAUAUUUUUGCUCAACGAAUUUCAGCUUAUAUUAUUUUUAAACUGUUUUGAAAAAGCCAUUGGAAUGUUAAACUAAUAUAAAGGGAACAGCUAAUUUAGACCAAAGAAUGGUAUUUUCACACCUCUUGCUUUGUAACAGUUUGGUUUAUUUAAAACCUCUUGCUCUUCUGCUAAACCUUUAGUUCUUGCCUAAUCUGUCAUUAAACACUGGCAUUUUCUAAGACCUACUGUGGCAGCUAAUUUUUUGCUUUAACAGUUACUUUGUAUGUUUGAGACAUACUUAAGUGCAAGUAGGUAGUUAAAUGGAAACAGGACAGAAAGCACUUGAGAAAUCCUAUGGGUUUUAGGCUGAUCAAGAAGCGUUGUGAAAAUGCUUGGGGUAUUGAGUUUAAUCCUUCCUGUGGGCAGGAAGUGAUGCUGACAUUGGCUCCACAGCAACUGUAACACUGGCAUUUCAAACAAAAUGGAUCCCCCACAGCAGAGGCUUUUCAUGUUGUACACAAAAGUCAGAUUUAGCACAGCUAGCAUCAAAAACAGCAUUUGCUAAAUUGCCAAGGCUCCAGUGUGGAAGCUAGGACAAGUCCAGAAUAGUGUUUCCACCAGCACGUGAGAAGGCACAAAAAAAUAAGCUCUUCCUUUAUCCUUAUUGAUGCAACUAAGCCAGGAGAAGCUAUCUCGAAUACAAAGAGCCUCUGCUUGCCCUGCUGAGUGGCUAAAGCACAGCUUAACAACCCAACCUGGCAGCACAUGGCUCUGAGCUCAUGCCUCAGGUUGGGAAAAUACCUGCUAGCCUCACCUGCUGAUUAAAAGCAAAGCAGCUACUCAGAUGACUACAUUGUGUAUCUAAGCGCUAGUAGGCUGCCUUAAAACUGGAUGUGGCAAAUGUUCAAGUGUGGAUUGUUUCUGAGCCUUCAGACUAUUUUGUAAAAUUGCACAGUGCAGUAGGAAGUGAAGCAGCAUUUUUCUAUAACCACUUUUUCAACAUUGGCCCAGAUGAACUCUACAAUAUAGACUAUUCCUAUACUUUGCUUUAAUAUUUAUUACAUUUUGGCAGAUGUAUAUAGCUGUUCUUUGAACGUAAGAUACAUCAGUUAAUAAGUAUUGAAGAACAGCUUCCUGUAUUCAUGAAAAAAUGUUGGCAUGUUGCGUCUCAUUGUCCAAAUUUAAUACAGCUCUUAUUUGGCUACACUAAAGAAUGCAAUAUGUUUUGUUUCCACUUGCAUGUCACAAUGUAUUAGUUUGUGCUAUAGGAGAUAUUUUAAAUUGAAAUACUUUGUUUUAAAUUAUUUUUACAGUGAGGAUUGGUUUCUGCUCUUUUAUAAUUGUAUAUAGUGUCUUUUAUGUAAUCUACUGGCAUAUGUUUUGUAGAAGACUGUUUAAAAUGACUGGCUAUCUUCCUGCAACUUUUGAAAUACAAAACCAGUGUUUUAUACUCAUACGCUCUGUUCUAAAGUCUAUUAAAAUUGUCAUUUGA
Molecule: messenger RNA, 4314 nt
Organism: Pezoporus occidentalis (night parrot)
Lineage: Eukaryota; Metazoa; Chordata; Aves; Psittaciformes; Psittacidae
Gene: SIRT1
Product: sirtuin 1
Exons: 10
Coding region: 52-2544 (830 amino acids)
Biological process (GO): negative regulation of DNA-templated transcription
Cellular component (GO): nuclear inner membrane; nucleoplasm; rDNA heterochromatin
Molecular function (GO): p53 binding; transcription corepressor activity; histone deacetylase activity, NAD-dependent
Source: RefSeq, a predicted model, not a curated record